Molecule: messenger RNA, 3475 nt
Organism: Porites evermanni
Lineage: Eukaryota; Metazoa; Cnidaria; Anthozoa; Scleractinia; Poritidae
Source: the annotation of a GenBank genome assembly
AUGGAUGAAAAAAUUAUUGUAACGUCUCAUCCACGUUACGGCUAUUUUUAUGACAUCAAGACUACUGACAAAACUGUCCCCAUAAUUCCUGAUCUUGGGGUUUCGCGGAAAAGCGUUUUUGAUGAAGUAAAAACACCAGCUUACAAGUAAGUUAUGAGAUAUCAUUUACUAUGGAGUAAACACCAGACGUUUAACCUUCGCCAGCUGGUCUGAAUGCCGGAAUGCAAAGCUUGGGAAAAUUCUAAGCUAGAGAUCGUAGACGAUUAGUUUUGCUCACGAUGCCGCGUUAGUCAAGCCCAUUUAACGAAUCGUGCUUCCCUUUACGUUUGGCCGUGCUUUUUAUAGCACUGAGUGAUUUCUUAAACAUAGUGCGGAAGAUAAGCUAAGAUACGGCGUUGCUUGACUUUUCAACUGAAUAUUUGUAAAACAUCUAUGAUUUCUUAUUUAAGUUAAAAGUACAUACUAAAAAUCGCCUGGAGUUGUCCGUAAAAAAUUUGGUGCUAUUUAGAGUAUUCUCGAGGUUAGUUGUUGUCUAAGAUCUAUAGAAGAUAACUAUAAAAUUAAAUAAUAAUUAUAAUGUGGAUAUUAGGAGAUGGUCAUCUUGAUCAUAACGCAAUCUUUAAAAUCUAAAAUAUUUUGAGAAGUGUUGGGUCAUGUUUCGCAACUAGAGCCACAAUAUGGCUCUUGUUCGGAAACAACUCGUAUUAAAUUGCACGUUCCUCGGGUCUAUGGGGUCAAACCGCACGGAGGAGGGGAAUGAUGAAUUUUAGGGUGUAAUUAAGAAAUUUAUGAUGAGCUAUAACUCACGGUAGAUGAUAAAUCAAAUAUUCAUUUAUAUUUAAUGGGACAUAUAACUACUAUCUUUAAAAUAUAAAUUUUGGCAAGAAAAAAAAAACUAUAGCGAAGAAAAAGAUCAAAGUUACUUGAAAUCCAAACAUUGGUUCAGUAUUAAUUUUCUAGCAAAUUUGUGACUGAGUUCUUUGGUCAUUUCAGGCUUUUAAUUGAAGUUUGCCCAAAAAGGGAAUAAAGGACAUGUACUGCAAAAAGGCGUCGCGUCAAUUGGUCUAAAAAAAUACUCAGUUCUCCAAUUCAUCCUCGAUUUGUAGCAUAUGCUUGUUCCGCGAACUGGCUGUCAGUUUUACCCUCCGCUGACAGAACUCAAAUGUAUUGCAGCGAAUUUCCGUGCGAGUCUAAAGCUUUUAGUCAGAAAGUGAAAAGGUCUGUUUUGUUUUAGAAAGACAUUGUACCAAUUUUGUUGAAACCACGCUCAAAUAAUGGUUGCAUAAACAGCUAUUCCGUCUAACACAGAAAAUUUUUCAGAACUUUUACUCAGUAAGGUAUCAUAGGACGCUAUUCAGAACAAAGAUUUGCAUAGAAAACGCUUUGCAAAGCGUGAUGUUUUGUUAUCAUUUAUUCCUCAGGGACUACACCGUAUUACCUUUCAGUUUGUCAUGGCUUAUGAGUUUGUUUCUAGUCUGCACUACUUAAUUAGUUCGCGUUGCUUUAACAGCGGCUUGUGUCCCUCUUUAAAUUCCAAACACGUCUCCAAUAACUUCUGUUUACAAACGACUCGUGGCAAAUUUAUGAAAUGAAGUUUUCAUUUUCUUAGGACUUCUUUUACCAAGUUUUUCAUACAAAGUCAAUAGUAAAAAAAAGGUAAUGGAGUAUGGCUUAGAUUAGCUUCUGGUUGUUGAACUUCAUAGCUUUUCAGGACAGCAACUAUAAUGUCUACAGGGCAGUAAGACAGCUCAUACGAUAAACGAGUUUAUGCAAAGACUAAUAAAAAGUAUGUAGCAGUUUAUGAAAUUAUAACCCUCUCAUUCAGUCAUCAAGCUUGUCUACAGUAGCCACUGUUUGCUUGUAGAUUAGUUGGUUGGGAACACACGUCUCCAUUGUUUGUUCUUUUAUUGACAUUCAAGGGGGGUUGGGGGCGUCGAAAAUUUGAAAAAUAGAUAUUUAAUUGACUGAAUCACUUGUUCUGUUGGUUAUCAGCCUCAGUUCGUAUUCUCAGACUUCCAAGUGCCAGUUAUUUUGACGGAGUUUAGCUUCAAUUCAACAAACCGCGUAACAAAACAGCCGAACUAUCUGAACACAGUGUACUGUGGGCAAUAUUUAUAAUAUAGCCUAGACUAGCGAUAGACCUCACAUCUAUCUGCUUAAAAAAAUCGGCACUUGUAAAGGGGCCUGUAGAGAGUCAUUGCCUGUCUCAAUGUUUGCCAAGUUCUCAUUUGCACCCUUGUAAAUUUCCUAUUGAAUAUUGUCGGAGAGUUUUAUAAUGUAUGGUGAAAUAACAAGAAAUUUAUCUUGAGUUAUCACGUUUUUUCUACACCUAGAAGCAUAGAUCCGUCUGGCAAAAAAAGGAUUAUGCCACCCUUCAUUCACCCAUAAUUCUUUCCCGUAGUUCCACGCUUCUAGAGGUGAGAAUUGUAAAAAAGUCUGAUCUGACGAAGAAAAAUAUAAAGUUGCAUUAUUGCCCGAUCAUGAUGGAGACGUAAUCAUUAUGGCUAGCUUGAAAAACUUACAUUUUGAGCCGAAAUCCUAUGAUAUGAUGGCUUAGAAAAAAAAGCAAAUGACAUCAGUUUCAAUGUGACCACUAGCUCUUAAUAACAUUUAGUCUUUGUAGCGCAAGGGUAGUAACUUCGUCCUCAGUUAAUUUACGAUCCAAGUAGUACUGAUAUAAGCAGGGGAGGCAAAGUUUGGAUGUGGAUUCAGGAUUCUUUGUCAAUGCAACAUGGAUCCCAAUCCUUAGCGGGAUUCCGGAUUCUUUAGAUGUGGGCUGGUGAAACUAUUAGUUUGCUGAACUCUCUUACCAAUGACAGAGAUCGGAACAUUUAAGCCCAAUCUUAAAAUUUCUUACCAUCAGACUCUCAUCAUCCCUUGGAAAACCUGUAACAUUUUAUUCCUUUUAUUGUCAAACUACAGAAAACAAUACAACGUUUUUCGAGACUUCACCAUUGGACGCUCAUCCCCAGUCUGGAAUGUGAGCAACGCAGCGAUGAAAGCGUCACCUAGUGAACGCCUGGUUUAUCUUUCACAACACAAGAAAUUUCACACAGACUAUAAGCCCUGCCGACCGGUUCAGACUACGGUUUCCUUAGCUGCACAAAAGGCUUCUGCCUCAGAGCGAAUUGAAAACCUCUCCGUUUCCAAGAAAAGAGCUACUAUUGUGGAACGUGAGUGGAUUAUAAAGAAAGGGGCGCUCACCUCACGGGCCUCUCAAAGAGUACAGGAAUUGUCUCAUGCUAAAGGAGUCCCACUGGGCUUUACACCAGACAAAGUUGAAGUGUGGCAAGUGUCGAAAGCCGCUUUAAAAGCCAAGCCAUCUAAGCGAAUCGAUGAUCUGUCCCUGCCAAUAAAACGCGAAAUAGCAGCAAAUUUACCAAAUGCAGACGCCUUUGAAGUGAGCAAGGCGGCACAAAAAGCAAGGUGUUCGGAUAGACUAGCCGAAUUGGCCCAACCAAUUAUGAGAGGAUAA